Messenger RNA from Gregarina niphandrodes, 1563 nucleotides. RefSeq names its product nucleoside transporter. The transcript has a single exon. Lineage: Eukaryota; Apicomplexa; Conoidasida; Eugregarinorida; Gregarinidae. Bases 1 to 1563 code for a protein of 520 amino acids. The record is from RefSeq and is a predicted model, not a curated record. Gene Ontology annotation, cellular component: plasma membrane. Gene Ontology annotation, molecular function: nucleoside transmembrane transporter activity. Gene Ontology annotation, biological process: nucleoside transmembrane transport.
AUGAGUACUAGUUUGGGUAGAGAUUCCAGAAGCCAGACCUCAUAUGGGCCAUCGGGAGCGAGCGCGGAGAAGCGGCCAGGGGUGGCGAAGGAAAGUUUACAGUUGCGGAAGGAGAGGAGCAAUGGGGAAGAGCAAGCGUUGACCCCGCGGCAGACAUUGCAAUGUCAGUUGUUGUUUAUAAUGAUUGGGACGAGUGCGAUGUACUACUGGAACUGCGCGUUGAACACGUUAUAUUCGGUAGUAGUGGUGAAGCAUCCGAACGAUAUCCAAACGAUCACAAACGUGUAUACGGUGAUGGCAGUGAUUUCUGCGUUUGCUUUAUCCAUUUAUGGGGCGUCCAAGCCUUGGAUGCACUUCGUGGGUGGUAGUUUGUUGGCCGGAAUGUGUGUGCUCUUCCCAGUUUUCGUGUGUCACAGUGGGGACGGCAAGACGAGUGUAGUCCUGCUUCACCUGUCCAGCGCCGUUGCUGGUGCGGGUGAGAUGUUGUUCCAAUGUUCUGGCUACGCGUUCGCUGUGCUGCUGAAUAAACGGUUUGCGGGCUACAUUUCUUUCGGUUACGGAGCCUGCGGUGUCCUCACCUUUGUAAUCUGGAUGAUUCUGAGCGAAGCCAUUUGGCCUUUGGCCACGGGCAGUACCCACAACAUGACCUGUGCCGUCUGGGUACAGUUCGGCCUCGGCGCCGUUUUCAUAACAUGCUCGCUACUGGGCACCUGCCGCCUAUUGCAACUCCCGCAAAUGAAGGAGUGCCUCAAACUCGGCGAACGGAACGUCACCUGCCAAACCUCCAUACAGGGCGAAGUUGGACGCAACCUCCUCGCCGCGCCCAGUCGGCUUUCCAUGGAUGACGCCGCUGGAGACGCAGCCGUCCACAUCCGACUCCAUCCUCGCGACCGUGUGGACACGCCGGGUGCGGACUCCACACAUCAGGUGGAAAUCACACCAGCUACGGAAUACACGCAGAAUGCGGAAUAUACGCAGAAUGCGGAGAACACACAGAGUGCGGAGAACACACAGGGUGUGCCUAACCGGGUACGUCAGUCCUGGCGGAGGUUGUGGCCGAUUUUCCAAGAGACGUGGCAAAUGCAGAUAGGUUUGGGAAUUUGCCAGGGCAUAAGCAUGAUGGCCUACCCCCUUAUCGGACCCUACCAGUUCAACUUAUCGGUGCGCAGGAACGACAUUUUAACCGGCAUUUUUCAGUGCGGUGACUUCGUCGGCCGUUACAUCCCGAAUCUGGCGCCCAUCGUCCCCGCCCUGUUGCUACCCGCGCAAUGGAUGCUGCCCCUGACGCUGGUCCGCGGCGUCCUGCUAGCGCUCUUCAUCUACAUCGCCAAGCUCACGGCUGACGGCCAAACCACCCACGUACUGACUCAGUACGGCACGCAAGUCGUUCUCAUGGCUGCGCUCGCUCUUUCGCAUGGCUAUUACGGAAGCAUCUUUAUGAUCCGCAUGACUGAAAAUCUAACCGCCCCCGCGGCGAAGGUGCAGGCCUCGGCCAUGGCCGUCUGCUUACUCGUAGCCUGCAUCGCCAUCGGCAUGGGCUUCGCCCAACUUGUCAAAUUUUGA